Osmia lignaria (orchard mason bee) is the source of this 928-nucleotide messenger RNA. It is a transcript of the gene Gtpx1, whose product is annotated as glutathione peroxidase-like 1. Gene Ontology annotation, molecular function: peroxidase activity. NCBI's taxonomy places the organism in Eukaryota, Metazoa, Arthropoda, Insecta, Hymenoptera, Megachilidae. The record is from RefSeq and is a predicted model, not a curated record. Gene Ontology annotation, biological process: response to oxidative stress.
AAACACGCAUCGCAGGAGGCGCUGCCGCCGCCGGCACGACGGUAACCAAUAACAGAUAGGGCCAAUGCGUCAGUGGCGUCAGUGCAGAAGUUGAGCUGGAAGCGUAUGGUUGCGCGUUUUCUCUUCACGACAUUUCCUAAUUUAUCAUCGAAACAAGAUCUUUGUCCUGCACAUAAAUCUACACAUCAAGGAAUGCAGUUGUUAAAACUGCUGCUACCGGCGGACAUUAAAUAUGUUCGAAAUUUCGCAGUUGUAGCAGCAGCAGCAGCAGCCAUGAGCGGAAACGAGAAUUACAAGGAAGCGAAAUCGAUUUACGAUUUCACCGCCAAAUCGAUCAAAGGCGAAGAAGUUCCUCUGUCCAAAUAUAAAGGUCACGUGUGUUUGAUCGUGAACGUGGCAUCAAAAUGCGGCCUCACGGCAACGAAUUACAAGGAACUGAACGAACUCUAUGAUGAUUACGCAGAGUCCAAAGGUUUAAGAAUUUUAGCUUUCCCUUGUAAUCAGUUUAACGGACAAGAACCCGGAGGUAGCGACGAUAUAUGCAGCUUUGCCGAUCGACAAAAGGUAAAGUUCGAUUUGUUCGAGAAAAUCGACGUCAACGGGGAGGAUGCCCAUCCGCUUUGGAAAUAUUUGAAAAAAGAGCAAGGAGGAACUCUGGGAAAUUUCAUCAAAUGGAAUUUCACGAAAUUCAUCGUCGACAAAGAAGGCAAAGUCGUGGAACGCCACGGACCCAACGUGGAUCCCAAUAAACUCAGAAGCAAUUUUGAAAAAUAUUUUUAAACAUUUUAUAGAUGGUUAUCUUCCAUGUCUGCAAAUAUUCACAUCACUUGCAUUUUUCCUGUGUAUUUAAGAAUAAUGCAACGAUUGCGCAAAGCAUUUCUAUUAAGAACAUAAUUACAUUUUAAAAAAAAAAAAAAAAAAGAAAACG